Struthio camelus australis is the source of this 3633-nucleotide messenger RNA. NCBI's taxonomy places the organism in Eukaryota, Metazoa, Chordata, Aves, Struthioniformes, Struthionidae. The record is from RefSeq and is a predicted model, not a curated record.
GUUUGUUUGUAAAUGCAUCAUAAACAGACAGCCCAGAAUGAAGAAAGCAAGCAGGAGUGUUGGCUCAGUGCCCAAAGUGCCUGGAGUAAAUAAAACUCAAAUAGCUGAGAAAAACAAGCCAGAAAACAGCUCCUCUGUGUCUGCAGUAACAAAACUCUCAAAAACUGGGACAUCAGCAUCCCUUUUGAAGACUAAGAGUAAUGAUGACCUCUUAGCAGGGAUGGCUGGUGGUGGUGGAGUGACGAUGACCAAUGGUGUCAAGGCAAAGAAGAGCACUUGUGUAUCAGCAGCAUCUUCAGCUUCAGGGACCACCAUGAACAGUCUGGAAAAUAAACCAAAAACUGUUUCAGGUACAAGUUCCACAACUAAGCGUAGCACUUCAUCUGGAAAUAAAGAAUCAAGUUCUUCUAGGGAGCGAAUACGUGAUCGUUCUCGUUUGAGCCAGAGCAAAAAGCUACCUUUGACUGGACAGGGGACCAAUGAUAUGGUACUGGCAAAACGCUCUCGUAGUCGUACCAAUCCAGAAUCAGAUAUUCGAAUGAGCAAGUCCAAAUCAGACAAUCAGAUCAGUGACAAAGCUGCUUUGGAAGCAAAGGUGAAUGAUCUUCUGACGUUAGCAAAAACUAAGGAUGUGGAAAUCUUGCAUCUGAGGAAUGAACUGAGGGAUAUGCGUGCUCAGCUAGGACUUAAUGAAGAUCAACUUGAAGGUGAUGAAAAAUCUGAAGAAAAAGAGGCCAUUGUUGUCCAUCAACCCACUGAUGUAGAGUCCACGUUGCUACAGUUACAGGAACAAAAUACUGCCAUCCGAGAAGAGCUCAACCAGUUGAAAAAUGAGAAUCGAAUGCUAAAAGACAGGUUAAAUGCUUUAGGCUUUUCUUUGGAACAAAGGCUGGACAACUCUGAAAAGCUCUUUGGCUAUCAGUCUUUGAGCCCAGAGAUUACAGCAGGCAGCCACAGUGAUGGUGGUGGUACUCUGACAUCGUCAGUGGAAGGUUCUGCCCCGGGAUCAAUGGAAGAUCUAUUAAGUCAAGAUGAAAAUACUUUGAUGGACAAUCAGCACAGUAAUUCAAUGGAUAAUUUAGACAGUGAGUGCAGUGAAGUUUAUCAACCACUGACAUCAAGUGAUGAUGCCUUAGAUGCUCCAUCAUCUUCGGAGUCGGAAGGUGUACCAAGUAUAGAAAGAUCUAGGAAAGGAAGCAGUGGCAAUGCCAGUGAAGUGUCCGUAGCUUGCCUGACAGAACGGAUACAUCAGAUGGAAGAGAACCAACACAGCACAGCAGAAGAACUCCAAGCAACCCUUCAAGAGCUUGCAGAUUUACAACAAAUAACACAAGAGCUGAACAGUGAGAAUGAAAGACUUGGAGAAGAGAAAGUAAUCCUUAUGGAAUCUUUGUGCCAGCAAAGUGACAAAUUAGAACACUUCAGCCGGCAGAUUGAGUAUUUUCGAUCCCUUUUAGACGAACACCAUAUCUCAUAUGUAAUUGAUGAAGAUAUGAAAAGUGGUCGCUAUAUGGAGUUAGAGCAGCGUUAUAUGGACCUUGCAGAGAAUGCUCGGUUUGAGCGAGAGCAGCUGUUAGGUGUUCAGCAGCACUUGAGCAACACGUUGAAGAUGGCAGAACAAGACAACAAGGAGGCCCAAGAAAUGAUAGGGGCAUUAAAAGAACGAAAUCACCACAUGGAACGGAUUAUUGAAUCAGAGCAGAAGAGCAAGACAGCAAUAGCAUCUACCUUAGAGGAGUACAAAGCCACGGUAGCCAGUGACCAAAUUGAGAUGAACAGGCUGAAAGCUCAGUUAGAGCAUGAAAAGCAGAAAGUGGCUGAGUUGUAUUCUAUACACAACUCUGGAGAUAAAUCAGAUAUACAAGACUUGCUGGAGAGCGUAAGACUGGAUAAAGAAAAAGCAGAGACAUUGGCCAGUAGUCUGCAAGAAGAGCUGGCACACACUCGCAAUGAUGCCAAUCGAUUGCAGGAUGCUAUUGCUAAGGUUGAAGAUGAAUACAGAGUGUUCCAAGAAGAAGCCAAGAAACAAAUUGAGGAUCUCAACGUGACUCUAGAAAAACUUCGGACAGAGCUGGACGAGAAAGAGACUGAGAGAAGUGACAUGAAAGAAACUAUCUUUGAGCUGGAGGAUGAAGUAGAGCAGCAUCGUGCUGUGAAACUUCAUGACAAUCUCAUCAUAUCUGAUUUGGAGAAUACAGUUAAAAAACUUCAGGACCAAAAGCAUGACAUGGAAAGAGAAAUAAAGAAUCUUCACAGGAGACUCCGGGAGGAGUCAGCAGAAUGGCGUCAGUUCCAAGCUGAUCUACAGACUGCAGUGGUUAUAGCAAAUGAUAUAAAAUCUGAGGCCCAGGAAGAGAUAGGAGACCUAAAGCGUAGAUUACACGAAGCUCAGGAGAAAAAUGAGAAGCUUACUAAAGAGUUGGAGGAAAUAAAGCAGGAAGAAGAACGUGGUCGAGUGUACAAUUACAUGAAUGCUGUAGAAAGAGAUUUGGCAGCCCUGAGACAGGGAAUGGGGCUGAGUCGCAGAUCAUCUACUUCCUCAGAGCCAACUCCUACUGUAAAAACACUCAUCAAGUCAUUUGACAGUGCCUCCCAAGUUCCAAGUCCUGCUGCUGCCACAAUUCCUCGCACUCCCCUGAGUCCAAGCCCCAUGAAAACUCCUCCAGCCGCUGCUGUGUCCCCUAUGCAGAGGCAUUCUAUAAGUGGACCAAUCUCAGCUUCAAAACCCCUUGCUACUUUGACGGACAAAAGACCAAGCUAUGCUGAAAUCCCUGUUCAAGAACACUUGUUGAGAACAUCUUCUACCAGCAGGCCAGCAUCAUUGCCAAGAGUACCUGCUAUGGAAAGUGCCAAGUCUAUUUCGGUUUCUCGAAGAAGUAGUGAAGAAAUCAAACGGGAUAUCAGUGCACCUGAUGGAGCAUCUCCAGCCUCUCUUAUGGCAAUGGGUACCACCUCACCACAGCUCUCACUCUCAUCUUCUCCUACAGCAUCAGUCACCCCUACCACCAGAAGCCGAAUAAGGGAAGAAAGGAAAGAUCCCUUGUCCGCCCUAGCAAGAGAAUAUGGAGGAUCCAAGAGAAAUGCCUUACUUAAGUGGUGCCAGAAAAAAACAGAAGGAUAUCAGAAUAUCGACAUAACAAACUUCAGCAGUAGCUGGAAUGAUGGCUUGGCUUUCUGUGCAGUCCUCCAUACUUACCUCCCAGCCCAUAUUCCAUAUCAAGAACUAAACAGCCAGGACAAGAGAAGAAAUUUCACUUUGGCUUUUCAGGCAGCUGAAAGUGUUGGCAUCAAAUCUACUCUGGACAUCAACGAAAUGGUGCGAACUGAGCGUCCAGACUGGCAGAAUGUCAUGCUGUAUGUUACAGCAAUUUACAAAUACUUUGAAACCUGAAACCCAAGUAAUCCAACAGACUUGUGGGAUAGAACCAACGCUAGCUACCAGAUGGAAAUCUUACUGAAACGCUAAUCUCCAUUUCACUGAAAACUGGCAACAUUUGAGUCCUCUCAAACUUCAGUGACAUGAUCCUGGGUUGCCUCAAGUUGCUUCAGCUACUAAGCCUGGAAACACCUGUUUAAAAGCAAGAACUUGUUGCCACGCUGCUUGGAAUAACCCAAGUUGUUAAGCUGUCCGGA